Messenger RNA from Entrophospora candida, 1863 nucleotides. The record is from the annotation of a GenBank genome assembly. Lineage: Eukaryota; Fungi; Glomeromycota; Glomeromycetes; Entrophosporales; Entrophosporaceae.
AUGUCUUCUAAUGAUUUACAACCAAGUAAAAAAAUUCGAUUAAAUCCAGGAGAAACUGAACCCAUAGAUAAGAAGGGAAAUAUAGUUCAUCUCACCAACUUUGAUAUUAAUCAUGCUAAUGAUUAUAAUAAUAUCAAGGAAGAAAAAUCAAAAAAGACUAAUCAAGAGGAAGUAAUAUCGAUUGAACAAAUUUAUCAAAAUAUGGCAAAUUUACUUGAUCAAGAGACAACAGAUUUAGUCAAAGACUUAAUUAAUAAUGGUGAAAAAGAGAAGAGCAAGGAAGAGUAUGGAGAUACUAAUAAUGGUGGUAGUAGCAAAAGUGCAAGCGAAAGUGGAAACAAAGGCGGAAGGAAUAAAGAUGACGAUAAUAAAAAUUCAUUAUUUGUAAUGACAAAGCCAAUAACAGAUAAAGAAACUAGAACAACUAUUCAUCAUUUUUUUAAAAGGCAUUUUGGCAAUAAACUUAAUACUGAAACAAAGGAGGAAGGAAUGAUUAAGAUUAAUACAAGAAAUAAUAGAAAAGAAGAAGCAGCGAUUUGGGACAAAUUAGGGGGAUCUUAUUGUCAAUUUGUAUUAUAUAAAGAAAACAGAGAUACAAUGGAAGCUGUGAAUAAUUUAUGUAAAGCUUUAAAAGUUCCAUCAAAAGUAUUUUCAUAUGCUGGUACUAAAGAUCAACGCGCGAUUACUACUCAGAAAGUUACAGCAUCCAAAAUGAAAAUCGAGAGAUUGGCUGGACUGAACCAUACGCUUAAAGGAAUGAAAUUGGGAAAUUUCGAGUAUAUUAAAGAUCCAUUAAAACUUGGUGAUCUUAAUGGAAAUCACUUUGCUAUCAUUUUAAGAGAUGUUAAAGUCGAUUCUGUAGAAACCAUUAAAAGAUCAAUAAAAACUUUAGAAGAAAAAGGAUUUAUCAAUUAUUAUGGAAUGCAAAGGUUUGGUACUUCAUCAAUAGGUACACAUGAAAUUGGUAGAGCGUUAUUACAAAAUAAUUGGGAAGAAGCUGUUGAUUUAUUAUUAAGACCACGUAUAGGAGAGCGACCAGACAUAGCAAGAGCUAGGCAACAUUGGCAGGAAAAUAAAGAUGCAAAACAUGCAUUAGAAUUAUUUCCUAGAAGAUGUAUUGCCGAAUAUCAAAUUUUAUCAUCAUUUGUAAAGACUGGACAUAAUAAAGAUUGUUAUGGAGCUUUUAUGACCAUACCAAGGAAUCUUCGUCUUAUGUAUUUACAUUCUUAUCAAUCAUAUAUUUGGAAUACAAUUGUUUCCGAGAGAAUACGCGUUUAUGGGUGUGAUAGCCCAGUUGUUGGAGAUUUAAUAAUUGUCGAUAAAGAUUUAAUAAAUAAUGAUAAUGAUGACGAGGUCGCCAGUGUUAGCGGUGUCGGUGGUGAUGAUGGAAAAGAUGAGAAGGAAGAUGAUGACUUUAUGACAAAUUCCGAUGAUCUAAAGGAAAUAAAAGUGAAAAUUUUAAAAAAAGAAGAUUUGUCAAAUUAUACUAUCAAUGAUGUAGUAUUGCCUUUACCAGGUUACUCUGUUAUUUAUCCUGAUAAUAUAAUAUUUGAUAAAUAUAAAGAAUUGAUGUAUAGAGAUAAAUUGGAUCCUCAUUGUUCAUUAUCUGGAUCCUAUCGUCAAAUAAUUGGGAAACCAAAUGAUUUAUCAUGGAAAUUGUUUAAAUAUGAUGAGGUGAAUGUUUCAUUAUCAUUAACUGAUUUGGACAUAAUAAACGGAAAAGUAGAACCUGAAAAUGGAAAAUAUGUUGCACUUCGUAUAAAUUUUUCGUUAUCAACGAGUAAAUAUGCAACAAUGACAUUAAGAGAGUUGAUGAAAUCAACAGAUGAAUAUGAUAAUGAGGAGAAGAAAGAAAUUAGCUGA